GAGUAGCUGGGACUGUAAGCACACAUCACCAUGCCUGCCUGAUUUUUUGUAUUUUUGUAGACAGGAGGUAUUACCAUGUUGUCCAGGCUGGUCUCCAACUCCUGGGCUCAGGCAGUCUGCCCACCUCGGCUUCCCAAAGUGCUUCAGCCACUAUGCCUGGCCUCUUUUUUUCCUAUAAUGGCUAGUACAGUGCUUGGCGUGUAAUAAGCGCUAAUGAAAUAUUUCUUGAGUACUUGAAUAAGUGAAUAAAUGCAAGUGCUAGAGAACUAAUAAUAAAAGCAUUAUGGAUCCAAGCCUGUUGAGAGAAAGGGAGCUGUUCAAAAAACGAGCUCUUUCUACUCCUGUAGUAGAAAAACGUUCAGCAUCUUCUGAGUCAUCAUCAUCAUCGUCAAAGAAGAAGAAAACAAAGGUAGAACAUGGAGGAUCGUCAGGCUCUAAACAAAAUUCUGAUCAUAGCAAUGGAUCAUUUAACUUGAAAGCUUUGUCAGGAAGCUCUGGAUAUAAGUUUGGUGUUCUUGCUAAGAUUGUGAAUUACAUGAAGACACGGCAUCAGCGAGGAGAUACGCAUCCUCUAACCUUAGAUGAAAUUUUGGAUGAAACACAACAUUUAGAUAUUGGACUCAAGCAGAAACAAUGGCUAAUGACUGAGGCUUUAGUCAACAAUCCCAAAAUUGAAGUAAUAGAUGGGAAGUAUGCUUUCAAGCCCAAGUACAACGUGAGAGAUAAGAAGGCCCUACUUAGGCUCUUAGAUCAGCAUGACCAGCGAGGAUUAGGAGGAAUUCUUUUAGAAGACAUAGAAGAAGCACUGCCCAAUUCCCAGAAAGCUGUCAAGGCUUUGGGGGACCAGAUACUAUUUGUAAAUCGUCCCGAUAAGAAGAAAAUACUUUUCUUCAAUGAUAAGAGCUGUCAGUUUUCUGUGGAUGAAGAAUUUCAGAAACUGUGGAGGAGUGUCACUGUAGAUUCCAUGGACGAGGAGAAAAUUGAAGAAUAUCUGAAGCGACAGGGUAUUUCUUCCAUGCAGGAAUCUGGACCAAAGAAAGUGGCCCCUAUUCAGAGAAGGAAAAAGCCUGCUUCACAGAAAAAGCGACGCUUUAAGACUCAUAACGAACACUUGGCUGGAGUGCUGAAGGAUUACUCUGACAUUACUUCCAGCAAAUAGGGAACAGUUUUGCCCUGGAACAGAGUUACAGAUACACAAUCAAGAGUGUUCUUGCUGAUGCUCGGGGUCUGAAGACUGUCUUCCUAUCUGCUUCUUGCGGCUGAGGAGAGGAGCAGUUCAGUUUACAAAACAAGUGCAAAUUACCAAACUCAAAGCUUAUUUGAGUAGAAUGGGCUCAUGGGCAAUGUGAUGUUCCCUGUUAACCUUCUGUUACUCCCUGGGAGAAAGGCGCUGAGCGUGGCAUGCAGGUGUCUUUGCUGUGUUUUUCUCCACUUCUAAAUGGUUCCUGGUUCCUUUCUUCCUCGUUUGUUACUUUAGAGCAAGUUUGCCCAUAGUCUUGAAUGCAAUAUUUGUUUAUUCCAAAAGAACAUAUUUAUAAUAAAAUCACUGUAGAAGGAUUUUUAAGAUGUUAGUGAAUUCUGUUUCUUUUCAUUCUCGGAAAUGGCAGGAAGCAGCUCCAGUCUCUGAUUUCCAUGGGUCACGUGCUGGGGAUGUGAUGAAGCCUGCAGUCUGCACUGUGUUGCUGAGCACAUGGAUUUCACCACUGGAACACAGGUGUGCUGCUUGUUAGCAAGCAGAGCAAUAAAGAUGUGCUGGAUGUCA
Homo sapiens (human) is the source of this 1762-nucleotide messenger RNA. RefSeq names its product general transcription factor IIE subunit 2 (gene GTF2E2). The transcript has 8 exons. Gene Ontology annotation, biological process: transcription initiation at RNA polymerase II promoter. Bases 284 to 1159 code for a protein of 291 amino acids. Gene Ontology annotation, cellular component: nucleus; transcription factor TFIIE complex. Lineage: Eukaryota; Metazoa; Chordata; Mammalia; Primates; Hominidae. The record is from RefSeq and is a predicted model, not a curated record.